Lachancea sp. 'fantastica' is the source of this 1953-nucleotide messenger RNA. The record is from the annotation of a GenBank genome assembly. Lineage: Eukaryota; Fungi; Ascomycota; Saccharomycetes; Saccharomycetales; Saccharomycetaceae.
AUGCUACGAACCCGAUUAAUCUCUUUGGUUAAGCACAGUAGGGAUUACUCCAGCAAGUUUGCUCCCGGCGAGAUUGCAGAAAAGUUCAGCUUUGCCGGCAAAGCCAUCAGCAUCAAGAGCUUACUUGAGUCAAAAACAUCUUCAAAAGUCAUUUUGAAUGGGUGGAUUGAGAAGAAACCCAGAAAAGUGGGUAAGAGCUUACUAUUUGGUACUUUGCGCGAUACUAAAGGCGAUCAAAUUCAACUAGUGGACUCGCAAUCGGUCUUGAAGACUGCAAACGUCGAAGACGUUGUUCAGGUAGAGGGGUAUUUGAACCUUAAAAAAACAAGCGGUGUAAACGACCUGCCACAGUAUGAAAUUCAGUUAUCUCGGUUGAGGACUUUGAGUAAGGCCGGUAAAAAACCGUCUCAGUUGGCGGACUACAAGCAGCAGGGAAAUUAUCCUCCGGGAUUCAGAUAUCUGCAACUUCGUCUGCCAAAAUAUCAAGCGUACUUGAAAAAACGCCAUGCUAUCGCACAAAAGGUGAGAGAGAGUCUGAACUCCAGUGGCUUCACUGAAAUCGAGACGCCGAUUCUCUUCAAAUCCACACCUGAGGGUGCAAGAGAGUUUUUGGUUCCAACGCGGACUGAGAUCAACCGCGAACCCGCAUUUUACGCACUGCCGCAAAGUCCUCAGCAAUACAAACAGCUGCUCAUGGCUAGCGGUGUUGAGCGCUAUUAUCAGGUUGCUCGCUGUUUUCGAGACGAAGACCUGAGAAGUGAUAGACAGCCAGAGUUCACCCAAAUCGAUAUGGAAAUGGGUUUUGCAUCGGGUGAGCAAGUAAUGGAACAGGUGGCGGCCACAGUAACCGAAGUUUGGAACCAGCUUUCUUCUGUGGGGACCUUGCACACAUUAGACCAUCGUGAUAAAAUUGUUACGGUGACGAAGUCUCAGCCCAUCAGAGAAAUGAAAUAUAGCACAGCAAUGGCGCACUAUGGUAUUGAUAAGCCCGAUCUCAGAUUCCCAAACCUGAAAAUUUUAGAUCUUACCGAGUUUAAGGCUUAUAGCGUCGAGAAUAACGGCUUCCCCGUUUUUGAAGUUCUGGUGCUGCGGAAUGCCUUUAAAACUAUGGAUGACUAUCAAAAGAGCUGGUCCGUACUCUCUGAUGAGCACCAGUACAAUGCGAGAGCACCGAUAGUCGUACCAAUCGAUUCGCAAGAAAUGGAAGGUCGCUGGUUUGAGAAAUUCAUGUCCAUUGCUAAUUUUGAAAACGCUACAAUGAUGACACGCUUUUUGAACCUUAAGAAAGGAGAUAUUGUGUGCGGCGCGACCAGACAAGCAACGCAUGCUCUUUUUGAAAAUCCUACUCCCUUGGGGCGUAUGAGACAACUUGUAACUCAAACGGAACGUGGCACGGCAUUGUACAAAGAAAGCGAUCAGGCAGUAGCUGCGUGGGUCGUCGACUUCCCUCUGUUUGCGCCUAAAGAGAAAGAUACAAUGUCUACAAGUAAAAAAGAACGCUUUCCAUUGUAUUUGGAGGGACAGUUCACCUCCACCCAUCAUCCUUUCACGAUGGUCAAUCUAAAAGAUUUAGCCAAGCUACAGGAAGAGCCUUUGAGAUGCUCUGGCUCGCAUUAUGACCUUGUGAUAAACGGUAUAGAACUGGGAGGAGGCUCUACAAGGAUUCACGACCCGGAGCUGCAAAAUUAUGUGUUCAAAUCAAUUCUAAAAAUAAAGAACCCAGAGAAGCUAUUUGGCCAUUUACUGACAGCAUUCGAUACCGGCACCCCGCCUCAUGCUGGAUUCGCAAUUGGUUUUGAUCGAAUGUGUGCGAUGAUGUGUGGAACAAACAAUAUUCGAGAUGUUAUUGCUUUCCCAAAGAGUAUUAGCGGUUCUGACCUCGUGGUUCAAAGUCCGAGCACUGUGCCUAAACACUCGCUAGAAGAGUACAAUCUAUCUUUUUCCGCCAAAUAA